Ceraceosorus bombacis is the source of this 1924-nucleotide messenger RNA. The record is from the annotation of a GenBank genome assembly. Lineage: Eukaryota; Fungi; Basidiomycota; Exobasidiomycetes; Ceraceosorales; Ceraceosoraceae.
AUGAGGGGCAUCCUCAUUUCCAUCAUCGCAUUUACAGCGGCUGCGUUUGCAGCGCCGCUGAAUGAAGGCUUGUCCAAGCAACAUGUGCUCGAUUCAGAUACACGAGCUUUUGUGCAGUCCGUUCUGGACCACUUCAAUGUUCCUGGCGCCGCCAUGGCGAUUGUCACACCAGCAGGUAGCGGCAUUGAAUACUUUGGGGUAAAGGACCUUGAAGGCAACCCUAUUACCGAAUCCACCUACUACGCCAUCGCGUCCAACUCGAAGUGGGUCACCGCUCUUGCCAUAGCUACCUUUGAGUCAUGGAAAAAUGUGACUGUGCCAUCAACUGGGCAGCUGUUCAGCUUCGAGACGCGCUUAAAAGAUAUUUUUCUGGACGACUGGAACAUGCAGGACGCCACUGCCACGGAGCAAGCGACGGUGGCCGAUCUGCUCACGAUGAGGACCGGUGUCCCGAAACACGACUUUUACAUCCGCAAGAAUCAAUCUUCACUGGAUGCCAUUAGAGCGCUGGGCCAGCUCAAGCCAUCGCAUCCCUUUCGCGAACGCUACCAAUAUGCAACCAGUCACUAUGGCGCAGCAGCUGCGCUCUUCCCUGCGCUCCUCAAUCAGACCUUGGACGACUUCCUCGAACAACAUUUCUGGGCUCCUCUUGGCAUCCAAGCGUAUACCAACGCCACUCAGCUGAGAGCAGACGAUGUGGACAUCGGCGCGGGCUUCAAUACUGUCGCAAGCAACGGCACCCAAUGUGCGCUGGACCUUUCCGCAAACAAGUCAUACGCAUCGUCCUCAGCUUGCCUUGGACGUACGGAGGUGUUUGACUUCUGGACAGAGACUAGUGCAAUUGAGCAAGAUGGCGGAGGAUCGGUCAUCUUCACACCCAAAGACAUGGUGAGCGUGGCUGGCUUGAGCGAUGCGUAGCGACUAUCUUCUGACGUGCGCCUCGCUGCCCCCGUUGCAGCUCAAAUGGGCGCACGAGAGCAUCGAUCCCAAGGUCAUUCCAGAGGAAGCCCUGGAUCAGGCAAUACAUCACGAGUCGCAACCCGUGGCUGGGCCAAUCACUUACGGGUUUGGCGUGUCUAAAGCUGAGACUCCAGACGGCGAGCUCCUGUUCCAUGGUGGCGCAUUGCCCGGACAUAACAGCAACUUUCUGCGCAACAUCGAAAAGGGCAUCGCUAUUUUCACCAUGACAAACGCAGACCCGAUCGGAUUCACUCUUGCGGACUUGUUGAAUGCGGAAAUUUAUACAAGAUUGAUAGGAAAGCCCCCCAAAGAUCUGAUCAAGACGUUCGAGAAGAGCUUGGCGGUGGUGAUACCGCCCGGACAACUCCCGCCGCCCAACCCAGUGCCUCCUACUCCUGAUCAGGGCGACAACUUGGUAGGCGCGGUGCUCACACAUCCUGCGUAUCCAGAAAUCCGCCUUCAGCCGCUCAACCUGACCGGAUGCACUGGUCUCGAAUCUGCAGGCAUUCCCGCAGACUUCAUUCAGAUCGAUGUGACGACCGUUUCGCCCAUCAACGUGAGCUCCAGCAACAAGGCAUUCUACGCUCAAUGGAACGGAUCCUUCACUUCGCACAUCGUCCUUACCCACUUUGACGGACCGCAUUACAAUUACACUAUGCUGCUCACCUUCGAUAAGCAGGGGGAGCACGACGAGGAUGCGCUCAACACUCGAGAACGUCGAGACCCCGAUGCUUUCUUGAUCCAAGCUCGCCAAAGUGCGGCGAAUGGCGACAAACCUCCGCCAGUAAAGUCGAGAUGUCCCAGCAAGUACACCGCCAAAUUCUUUGGACAAGGUCCGGCCGUCUUUACUGCAGAUGGCAUCGGUUUCUUUGGCGCAUUUUGGGCGGGCGAUGAUCCUUCCAUUGCGGUUGCGCCGGUAACUGAAAAUGUUCGGCAAGAAGCCAUCGCUUUCUUCGGCCGUUGA